AUGUCUGAAAACAAAAUCAUAGCUAUUGUUGGAGCGACGGGAAACCAGGGCUCAUCCGUUGCCAAAGCCUUCCUCUCGACCCCUGGCUGGACAGUUCGUUGCCUCAUCCGCAACCCGGCUUCAGAGAAAGCCCAAGCACUGUUACGGCUAGGCGCUCAUAUCCGGCAAGCAAAUCUGGACAGUAUAGACUCACUGGCGGCUGCAUUCGACGGUGUUGAUGUCAUCUUCGCUAACACGGACUUCUGGGAGAUUUGGAUAUCUAUGGUCAACUCCGGCACUGACCAAAACACGGCUAGCUCGACCGCUUAUACCAGAGAGCUGACCUGGGCGAAGAACGCGGCGAUCGCAGCAUCUAGAGUGCCAACCCUGAAGGGGUUCGUGUACUCCGCUUUGGCUCCUAUGAAAGAUGCAUCAGGCGGCAAGUACACGACUUCACUCCACUGGGAGAGCAAGGCAGACACGGUCAAGUUCAUUGAGAAAGAGCUUCCCGAGCUGUGGAAGAAGACCAGCCUCAUUUACGUCGGAACGUAUAGCACAAACCCUUUCCUGAUACCGAAGAAGGAUCCCGAGUCCGGGGAGUAUGUGAUGGCACUGCCGACCGUCAAGACUUGCAGAUUCCCCAUCAUCAAUACGCCGACCUCGGUAGGUCCCUUUGUGCGUGAGCUAGUCCUUACAGAGGACCCUGGUACAAAGCUUUUGGCGUUUGAUAGGGACAGCUACCUGACCGCAGCUGAAGCAUUACAGCUUUGGAGCAAGAUCACUGGCAAGCCCGCCAAGUAUGUGCAGUUGGGAAUGAAGGAGAUGGCGGAAAAGACCGGUCUCCCAAUGGAGAUGCUAGGCGAUGCGGGCUUCUUGGGCGAGUUUUCUUUCACGCAUGGAGUCGAGAGUGUAAUCACACCCGAUCAGCUAAAGAAUAAGGUGGAGACGUCCACCUAUGAGGAUUAUCUGAAGGCACGCAGUCUAGAGUACUUGCUUGAAGGUGGUUUUAGUCCUUUUUGA
Messenger RNA from Phaeoacremonium minimum UCRPA7, 999 nucleotides. RefSeq names its product putative -like family protein. Lineage: Eukaryota; Fungi; Ascomycota; Sordariomycetes; Togniniales; Togniniaceae. Bases 1 to 999 code for a protein of 332 amino acids. The record is from RefSeq and is a predicted model, not a curated record. The transcript has a single exon.